Molecule: messenger RNA, 411 nt
Organism: Zea mays
Lineage: Eukaryota; Viridiplantae; Streptophyta; Magnoliopsida; Poales; Poaceae
Product: homeotic protein knotted-1-like
Exons: 2
Coding region: 1-411 (136 amino acids)
Cellular component (GO): nucleus
Molecular function (GO): DNA binding
Source: RefSeq, a predicted model, not a curated record
AUGGGACCCUUGCCUUCUCUCUGCAGAUCUAGCUACUCAUCAUCAGCAGGAGGCGACGUCGAGGCCAUCAAGGCCAGGAUCAUCUCGCACCCACACUACUACUCGCUCCUCACUGCCUACCUCGAGUGCAACAAGGUGGGGGCACCACCGGAGGUGUCGGCGAGGCUGACGGAGAUAGCGCAGGAGGUGGAGGCGCGACAGCGCACGGUGCUCAGCGGCCUGGCCGCUGCAACAGAGCCAGAGCUGAACCAGUUCAUGGAGGCGUACCAUGAGAUGCUGGUAAAGUUUAGGGAGGAGCUGACGAGGCCGCUUGAGGAGGCGAUGGAGUUCAUGCGAAGGGUGGAGUCGCAACUCAAUUCGCUUUCCAUCUCUGAAAGGUCGCUGCGCAGCAUCCUUUCAUCUGAGCACUAG